UCAGAAAUGCUUUUCAAGAACAAAUAUCACAAAGAACGACAAAAAUAUUUUGACACAUCACUGCAACAUCUAAAUACCAAAAGGUUUGUUGUGUUGUUUUGACAAGAAAUGACAGAUACGAAGUUAGAUUUUGGGAACAUAGCAGGAGACAUUGAUAUUCCAGAUAAACAAAGCUCUUUAACAGGAAAAGGGCGUAUAUCAGGAUUUAAAGCCAGAAUAAUGUCUCUUUCACUAUCAAAUGUAUCAGCUCGAGAAUGGCUUUCGAAGACAAGAGAAGGGAUCAAACCAUGGGGAGAAUUUAUCAGCACCAGCAAGUUUAAAGUACCUAAGUCUGUCAAACCUGUACCAGGGAGAGUCAUGAAGAAUAUAGAACAUUUCCAGAGCAAUUAUAUGUUUGUUUUUCUUGGUCUGGUGUUAUUUUGUGUAUUGACAUCACCCAUGUUACUGGUUGCCAUAGCAGCUUGUUUGGGAGCAUGUUACAUCAUCAGUUUAAAAAAUGCAGAACAUAAACUAAAAAUAUUAGGUAAAGAAUUAAGUGUAGGUCAACAGUAUGCAGUAGUUGGUGUGUGUUCUUUUCCAUUGUUCUGGCUAGCGGGAGCAGGAUCAGCUGUUUUCUGGAUUAUUGGUGCUUCAUUCUUCUUCAUAAUGCUUCAUGCCUCUAUGUACAUGACACCAGAUGAGCAGGAGGCUGUAGAACUAGAGAUGGAUGAGGUUGUGUAAUAUGAGAAAAAACAAACAAUGAUAUCAGUCAGUACACUACGGGUGGCAUUAUAUAAUAGUGGCAAACAUUGGUUUAUGGGACAGUUACCAUGGUUUUUACCGGAUGUCACAUCCAGCAAAUACUUUCAUCUAUAGAAUAUUUAUGUGCAUUUUUAUCAUAUAUACUGUAAAUUCAGAAAUUAAUGCGAGGUUUUUAUAAAUGCCAAAAAUACGACUGAGAUGCAAUCGCAAUAAUUUAAACUUGCAUUUUGAAAUCUUUUUUAUGAAUUUUAACAGGAUUUUCCUCAAAAUUGAAAAAAUUAAAAUUGCAUUUAAGUCUAAAAUGACAAAAUCGCAAUAAUAAAUGCACGCACUAAUUUCUGAAUUUACAGUAGUGUAUCAUAUCAUGAUUCAGAUAGAAUCCAUACAUUGUCGAGAUAACAAUUAUAAUACCCAUUAGAAUUGGUGCAAUAGGUCCACCCUAUAACUCCUCACUGCUCUAUAUUGUCUAUCAUAAAGAUAUUUUGAAUAUUAGCUGGAAACAAGCAUUGUAUAACCCAACAGUACAAGCAAAAAUCUUUUUUUUCACUUUGGGCUUGUGUUUGGUUAUAAAUGUUCAUUCAUUUUACUUCCACAUAUUAAAUGGGUUGUAUAUAGUGGUCCUUUUGUUUGUUUGUUUGUUCAUCCAUCUCCACUUUGCAUCUUCAACUUGAUUUUGGAAGAAAUUAAACUUUACAGAAACAAUUGUUUAUAAAUGUUAUGUCAUUCAAAAUCUCACCUUAUAUUUUUUCAAGAGUGUUGGGUUCCCUAUAACAAAAAAAAAUGGACAUUUCAAAUCUGUACAAAUAAGGUGGCUCGGUUAUGAAUAAGUGAGUUCUGCUUUAAGUUUUUCUUGUAGUUUAUAUUUGAAAUUAACAAGUUUUGAUUUUGAAUUGUUAGUGAAUUUUAUGUUUUAAAAGAGAUGAUGUUAAUGUGUUGCAUGAGGAAGAUUAAGAAAACUUUUUUUUUACUAAAGAUUUAUAUAAGUAAAACGUUAAGAUUUGAUUUGUGAAAUCUCAUCUGUAUAUCUAAUAUUACAACAUAAAACAUACAUAUUUUAUACCAAUUUUAUUUCAAGUUCUCAAGCCAAAUGUAAACUGUCAGGUUUAAAAGAAUAUCCUGUUAUUGAAACCUGGAUUGGCCAGACGAUAGUCCUAUAUAUUUUAUAGAUGUACUUUAAAGGUAACUGCAGGAAGCUAACAGUUGUGUCAUUUGAUCUAGGUACAAUGAAAUUGUAUUCACAAGUUAUCAAACUAAUAGGUUCACAAAAAAUGGCAUUUACAUAGUAAAUUAUAUAAUCAUUCAGCACCAGUUUUGCAUCAUGUUGGUUUUUUUUUUUCAUAUUUUUUUUUAUAAAUUUUAUAACCAUAAAAACAUAAAUACCCCACUUCUUCUUAAAUCAAAAUAACUCAGAAGGUCAAAAUUCUAUUUUUUCAUUUAUUGAAAUAAGUUUUUAUAAAUUAAGGUUUUAUCAUAGAAAUGUUAAUGAUACUGUGUUGAUUUGAUUGUAUCCAUAAGCUUGAAUUUCAUAUAUUUAAGUAGAAACAAUAAAUUUAAAUAUACUUUAUUGCCAUAAUAACUGAGGAUUUUAUGAUGCUUUGUUAAAGUCAUAUAUCAUAGACAACUUCCUGUUAUCAAUACAUAUAUAAAAACAAUUGAAAAAAACAGAUUUAUAGGACUUAAAGUAUAUGCAUUUGAUAUAUUGCAUCAGUAAAAAAAAUCUUUAAAUGCUGUGUUUGUUUUUAAUUUGGAGAAUAUUGUAAUCAUGUGCUAAUUCUAUAGGGAAAUUGAAAAAACUUCAAAAGAUAAGACUGUUUCAUGAUGAUUAAGGAAAAAAUAUAAACUUAAGCUGUUAUAUAUGUGUGUCUUUGUUUAUGAAAUAGAAUUAUAUUAUUAUCAGAUCUGUGAUAUGUGUUUGUUUAUGAACUAAAAUGUGUUCAAGAGGGAUUUAAUAAAUUAUUUACAUAGGUAUACAAAUGUGUUU
Messenger RNA from Mytilus trossulus (common blue mussel), 2722 nucleotides. Its product is annotated as prenylated Rab acceptor protein 1-like. The coding region runs from base 109 to 720 and encodes 203 amino acids. Gene Ontology annotation, cellular component: Golgi apparatus. NCBI's taxonomy places the organism in Eukaryota, Metazoa, Mollusca, Bivalvia, Mytilida, Mytilidae. The transcript has 6 exons. The record is from RefSeq and is a predicted model, not a curated record.